AUGGUGCAGACCGUGCAAGUGGCAGUACUGGGGGCGCCUGGAGUUGGGAAGACCUCCAUCAUCCGGCAGUUUGUAGCCCAGGAGUUCCAGGAGGAGUACACUCCAACAGAGAGCAGGCAUCUGUAUCGAGCAUCUGCUGUUCUAAGCGAGAGGAUGUAUGAGCUCCUAAUCCUGGAUUUACCAUACCUGCCAAGAUACCCAGGCUCUGCAGGACAGGAGUGGUUGGAUCCACGAUUCCGGGGUCUCCAGAACAGCAGGGUCUUCAUACUGGUCUUUGAUAUCUGUAGCCCUGAGAGUUUCCACCAUGUGAAGCAGUUAAGGCAGCAAAUCAUAGAGAGCACCAGCAAACCCGCACUUAUCGUGGUGGUUGGGAACAAGAGAGACCAGCAGAAGCAUCGCUUUGUACCACGCCACGUUCUGUCUAUUCUGGUAAAGAAGAGCUGGAAAUGUGGCUACUUGGAAUGUUCAGCUCGAAACAACUGGCACAUUCUGCUACUUUUCAAGGAACUACUCAUUAGCGCCACGACAAGAAGCAGGAGCCACACACCCAGCAUCUGCCUGCAGGGGGCGCUUCACAGAGAGCGGUGCAGUGUUAUGUGAGAAAGUUGCAUCAUGUAGGACAGAGGCACCACUUGUAAAGUAUGCUCUGCAAAACUGAAUAGGGGAUGAACAAUCAUUACUAUGAUCAUUCGUUCCUCAUACAGUUUGCACAGAGGGCCUCAUACACUGAAGCUAUCUCUCAAAGUGUCUUUGUCACUAAAGCAAUUGAUCUCAUUUAAUGGCAGUGUAGAGUUAAUGGGGGUUCCACAGAUAUCUUCAAAAUAGGCCAUCUGACUAAUGAGGUUCCCUCUGACGGUACCUGACACAACAAUGUCCAUGCAAAAUGUGGCUGUGCCUUUACUGCAGCCUCAUUCAUUUGAAUAGGCUUAGCCGCAGUACCUGGCAGUGCCACACUCAUAUGGACAUGUG
Messenger RNA from Bufo bufo (common toad), 969 nucleotides. RefSeq names its product RAS like family 10 member A (gene RASL10A). Gene Ontology annotation, molecular function: GTP binding; GTPase activity. The transcript is spliced from 3 exons. The coding region runs from base 1 to 600 and encodes 199 amino acids. Lineage: Eukaryota; Metazoa; Chordata; Amphibia; Anura; Bufonidae. The record is from RefSeq and is a predicted model, not a curated record.